UCGAGGUAAGGCAUGUUGUUGCGCGUCGCGUAUUAACGUACGAAUAUAUUCGCGCUGCGUCGAUACAUCCUCUUUUCAUCUAUCGCGCGUGUGUUCGUGAUCUUACUUCUUGUACCGCGCUUUCCAACCACGCGGUUUCCGGCACGCGUUUCCGUUGUUCGCGUCGGCGGCGGAAGUGCGCGUGUCACCCGAAAGCCGACAGAUCGAAUCGAAAUAAAUCGGCAAUACGACAAACCGGUUCGCGCAUCGCGUGAGUGCGCUACGGCGUGCGCACAUGAUCGUUGUGUAUACGUGAAAGGGGGCAAGGUGGUGAACCUUAUCUUUUUCGGGGGACGAAAAAUUGCGAACAGUCCUGGCCGUUCCCGUGCCGGGAAGAAAUGUAUCGCCAGAUGUUUUUCACUUGCCAAGUGCAGUACCUCAAUGACGUCGAUCCGUUUAGUUAUCCAACCCUUUAUCCGGAUGUUAACCCUCCUGAUCACACCUUCAGCGCGACCUUGCCGCUAAUCAAUCAACUUGCCGCUGUGCAUCGACUUCUUCGGGCACCUCAUAGGCUCGAUGACACGGCGCUCCAGUUGUACAAGGGCGGCGAUUAUGGUGCUUAUCUGGACCUUGAAGCAUCCAUCAAUGAGCAACAGGAAGAAUUUGAGGGCUUUCAUGAAGGUGAAAGCCGGAAGAACGCGAUUAUUCUCAGGACUCAGCUGUCCGUGAGGGUUCACACUAUCAUAGAAAAAUUACUGAACAGCGAGGGCCGCGAGCUGCGACGGGCUCUCUUCUCCCUCAAGCAGAUUUUUCAGGAGGACAAGGAUCUGGUACACGAGUUUGUACAAAAUGAUGGACUCGCCUGCCUGAUCAAAGUCAGCAGCGAAGCCGACCAGAAUUACCAAAAUUACAUUUUACGAGCACUCGGCCAGGUAAUGCUGUAUGUCGACGGUAUGAACGGGGUGAUGGAACAUGGGCAGACAGUGGAAUGGUUAUAUACGUUAAUUGCUAGUCGUUUUCGGCUGGUGGUCAAGACGGCAUUGAAACUACUGCUCGUGUUUGUGGAAUACGUGGAAACAAACAGUCUGCUAUUGGUCAGAGCUGUAAGAGCAGUCGAUCAAGCUAGGGGCGUGGUACCGUGGAUUAACGUAAUGAAACUCCUGAAGGAUUAUGAUGCUGCCGACACAGAGUUGCUUAUAUAUGCAACAACUUUGAUCAACAAGUGUUUGAACGGUAUCCCCGAUCAAGACACGUACUACGAUCAAGUGGACUGCCUGGAGGAACAGGGUAUGGAGGGCGUUAUCCAGAGGUACAUGUCAAAACAGGGCACAGAUCUCGACUUGCUCAGGCAGUUUCAGAUUUACGAAGCGGUACUGCAUCACGAAGAUGGAGACAGAGGCUCGCCUAUACGCCAAUUGGACGACAAUAUAAGAAAAACUUUACGAAACCGAAAGUCUCUAGUGGAUUCUCACGAAAGGCGAAAGUCUCGAAGGCAUUCCACAGGUAAUUCACCCCUGUCAAUGUCUCUGAAUCCACGGCUGAGCCCACGACUGAAUCAUACUCUGGGUGUGAGUACGCUGAAUAACACUUUGAAUUCGAACCUACCAGAUGAUGACGACGAAUCAAGUAGUUCUCAAAGUUCUCAGGGUCAUCUAGGUGAAGUUCAGCUCAAUGGUAGUUACAAAGAGAAUAAAGUGGAUGUUGGUGUUACACCAGCGCUGAGACGACGAAGAGAACGCGCGGAGAGACAGAGGAGCUUCAUUAGAGAGCAACAAGAGGCUACUGCAAACCUGAGAGCUUCGCUUGGUCAUACCGAUGAUCAGGAAAGUCAGUUCGCAACAAACAAUCUACGAUAUACAAACGGUAUCUCUUAUGAGAGGAACGCUGAUUCUCCUUCGAACAAGUUGUCAAGAACGAACAGCAGAAAAGACUUGACGCCCUUGAUGAAUGCCGCGAACAAGCUCGACUCGGAGGAGAAGAAACCAUGGUACGGCAAAAGUCCCAACGAAGGUGUCGAGUACAACGAGAGUAAUCACACCGACGAAGACGAAGAUCGUCGAGUGGUUCUCCAGCUUAAGAGGGAAGGAACUGUCAAGGAUCUCACUCAGAAGUUGGCAGCACAGAAUCUUAUACCUAGCAGCCCUGUGGAGGAGAAAGUUUCCAGGAUAGGAGAUAUGAGUGGAUUGAUCUCGAAAGCAAAAGAAGGUCUAGCGAAGUCGAAGUCAAAAGCGGACGUACUAAAGUCGCCAACCAGCGAUAAUUUGCCGAAACUGCAGGAAACGAAGAAAUCAGAGAAUGAAUUGCACUGGGAAGAACUUGUAAAAAAACUGAAGAGACCAUUGGCACUUUGCGACUUGGAUUUCACUGAUCUAAAUUCCGAAGAUGAGAUCGAUGUGUUGGGAUCUGCUAAUGUGACGAAUGGAAUGCCACCACCGCCACCACCGAUGGCACCUCCAAAUGGAGAUGUUUCGGCACCUCCGCCACCGCCAUUGGGGGCGAGAUUGCCACCGCCCCUUCCUCAGGGUCCUCCGCUGCCAUUCGGUAUCAGUUUGAAGAUGUCGAGGCCACCGUUACUAACUAACGAAACCAGUAACACGCCAAAGAAUCCGCCAUCGUUACUCGCGAAGAAGAGCAAGAAGACGGUGAAGCUGUUCUGGAAGGAAGUACGAGACGAUCCCAACAUUCUUGCACGACUCGACAAACACAAGAUGAUCUGGGACGAACUAACACCUGUGGCCGUCGACACACAAAAGCUCGAACAUCUUUUCGAGAGUCGCGCUAAGGAUCUUAUCACUAAGAAACAGCAGGAGAUGAACAAGAACAAGGAAAUUAUUGUGCUAAAUCAUAAAAGAUCAAACGCCAUUAACAUUGGUAUGACAAAACUGCCACCGCCAAGGUCCAUCAAGACUGCGAUUUUGAAAAUGGAUGCUACAAUCAUGAAUAGAGAGGGUAUCGAGAAACUGCUAACGAUGCUACCUACUAAGGAAGAAAAAUCCAGGAUACAAGAGGCACAGGCUGCCAAUCCUGACCUUCCCUUAGGAUCGGCCGAACAGUUCCUUCUAACUUUGACCUCCAUUUCGGAAUUGCCAGCAAGACUAAAGCUGUGGGCAUUCAAGCUAGACUUCGAAAAUUCCGAGAAAGAAAUCGCAGAUCCUUUAAUGGAUUUGAAACAGGGUAUGGAGACCUUACGAAUGAAUAAAACGUUCCGUGGGAUUCUAAGCACACUUCUUUCGAUCGGGAUAUUCCUCAACGGAAAUGAGGUGAAGGGCUUUCAACUAGAAUACCUCGUCAAAGUACCUGAAGUGAAGGAUACGGUUCACAAACACUCGUUGCUUCAUCAUCUUUGCCACAUGGUGAUGGAGAAGUUUCCGGAUUCUACAGACCUCUAUUCCGAGAUUGGUGCGGUAACGAGAGCUUCGAAAAUCGAUUUCGAUGAGUUGGCGGCGAACAUCGCGAAACUCGAGAGCGAGUGCAAAGCGUCUUGGGACCAUCUCAAGCUCAUUGCGAAGCACGAUGGUUCUACGAUGAUGAAGGUCAAGAUGUCUGAUUUCCUUGCUGAUUGUGCUGAAAGGAUAAUCGUCUUAGGCAUCGUUCACAGACGUAUCAUAAACCGUUUCCGCAAAUUCAUUUUGUGGUUGGGUAUACCACUGCACAGGAUACAAGACACAAAACCAAACGAGUUUUGUAGGAUUGUGUCCGAAUUUGCUCUGGAGUACAGAACCACUAGGGAACGAGUGAUACAGCAGCUUGAAAAGAAAGCCAAUCAUCGAGAACGCAAUAAGACCAGAGGGAAGAUGAUAACAGAGGUCGGUAAGUUUCGUACAAAAGAAGAUCGAGCGGACGCGGAACUCAGACAACUACUUGGCAGUGACAUUUCAGAUGUCGAGAGUAUCCACGGCACUUUACCAUGGAGAAGACAGAAGAAAGACGGACGUAUAAUUUCACUGGGUCCGGUACUCAGGGAUGAAAGCACCAAUGGUAACUUAGCUGAUGGCGUUGACGAAUUAUUGGAAUCUCUGGUGAAAACCGCAACAAAAACGCCAGCCACUAGAACCACGCCACGUGAACGCAAGAGGACCAGACACGCCGAUCUGAAGCGAUCGCGCACCCGAGAGAACAACACCACGCCGGAAGGGUAUCAACCCUGAUGGACCAGGGUUUACGUGAUUUCUGCGAUUAAGUGCGUAGAACGUUAAAGAACGGUCUCUCGGAAGAAGAGAAGAAGCACAUCGCCGCCUACAUCAAGGGCUAUUGACUGUGAUAAUACUCGAAGGCCACGACAUGCUCUCACGAAACGAGAUGAAGAAAGAACGGAAAGUUAAUACUACGAAGAAGCGGAACAAUGGAAGCUCGGUGAAAACAUUGCGACCUCUUCGUCGUAGAUCUUCGACUAUAGGAUCCUGUUUUCCCCUAUUACCAGGACGCUCCGAGAUCAGACAGUAUCGACGAUCGACUCUACGACACGUCGCUGACGUUUGUCGAAUUUAAUAUUCGCGUGAAGCCCCAUGUGCACUUCAUAUGCACCUGUCAUUCGAUUUGUUAAGGUAGGAUAAUAAGUAUGAGCAAAAAAAAAACAGGAAAAAGAUACUAUAGUUUUGUUGAAUUAAAUAAAUAUUAAUCGGUGAUUUAGGCUUAAGCCAAUGAUUGAGAACAGGUAUUUCUCUUAACACGUCAUUCGCGGACGAGAAACAAUAUCUCGAAUACGUAUUAAGAAUUAUUAUUUAGGAAUGUUCUUAUAGAUAGAUUUUUGUUAAGUAAGUCCUAUAAAAAAAUUUUUUUGUUUUAUAAAAUUUUCCUUAUUUUGUAUAGAAAUUUCUGAAAGUUUCAAGUUGUUUACGUUUUCUUUUGCCUCUUUGAAAGUUAUUACACGUGUUGUGCGUAUAUUAUAUACAUUUUACGUAUAUAUCGUACUCAGUACUUCUCGGAAGAUUCGAAUCGCGGAAGACAGGGUCGACUUGACAAUCACAUAACACCACGUGCCUCGACGAAUUUUUAUAAUCGAUUUUUAAGAGCGACUACUCCGAGUAAUCGAUGCUUUUGUUCGCAUCGAUCCAUUUACAACGAAGAAACAGCCAUUUUGCAUACGAAGUAAAUAUAUUCUAGAUUCUAGAAUUCCUGUCGAAUAGCAAACACAUACCGGACGACAUAAAUCUGCCUAGCAGCUUAAUUAUUUUAAUCAUCAUUUUAUUAUUGCGUUUCGUAGAAACGCAUAAUCACAUUCAUUGUAACUUUCUGUGGAAAUGAUUCUUUAAAUAAAAGGA
Messenger RNA from Atta colombica, 5240 nucleotides. RefSeq names its product FH1/FH2 domain-containing protein 3 (gene Fhos). The transcript is spliced from 21 exons. Gene Ontology annotation, molecular function: actin filament binding. The record is from RefSeq and is a predicted model, not a curated record. Lineage: Eukaryota; Metazoa; Arthropoda; Insecta; Hymenoptera; Formicidae. Gene Ontology annotation, biological process: cortical actin cytoskeleton organization; actin filament network formation. Gene Ontology annotation, cellular component: cytoplasm; cytoskeleton. The coding region runs from base 378 to 4127 and encodes 1249 amino acids.